Messenger RNA from Annulohypoxylon truncatum, 1710 nucleotides. RefSeq names its product ASST-domain-containing protein. Bases 1 to 1710 code for a protein of 569 amino acids. The transcript has 3 exons. The record is from RefSeq and is a predicted model, not a curated record. NCBI's taxonomy places the organism in Eukaryota, Fungi, Ascomycota, Sordariomycetes, Xylariales, Hypoxylaceae.
AUGUGGUCGUCAUGGGCCUUCUUUCUUGUCGCCGUCGGCGUUGCCAGCGGAAGACCGUCUAAACCUACCGACGGUUCCUACGAUUUUGGUUAUGAGCACGAUGCAUAUGGCGCGCAUCCCUUAACAGUGUUCAAGUCGGCUGCCGAGUUGGAGGUGCCCAAGCUCGAUGUACUGCAGCAUAGCAAGCUAUGCGAGUCUUCGCUAUACACCCUUCUAACCCCACGAGGAGGCGCCACGAGAAAACCGCAAACUACUAUUCUUGACAGCAAUGGAGAUUUAAUAUGGACUUCGGAAUGGAAUGGGCAGCAAUUAUAUAAUUUAAUGGUACAGGAGUACAAAGGUGAAAAGUACUUGACUUUCUGGGCGGGCAACGAUGCCGUUGGUGGACAUGGCGCUGGCACCAUAAUUAUGCUGGACAAAACAUAUACAUUAUUUAAAGAAGUGAGAGCAGCAUAUGGGUUAGAUGCUGACUUGCACGACUUUCGAAUCACUGAGAGUGGGACUGCUCUAAUCACAGUAUACGAAAUUGUCCAACGAGAUCUGACUGAAGUCGGGAAGAAUCAUAUCGGACCCGUAUGGGAUUGUCUCAUCCAAGAAAUUGACUUGGAAACAGGAGUCGCGGUAUUCCAAUGGCGGGCGCUAGAUCACUGGAAUUUAGUCGAUACUUACAAAGAGAUCGGCGGCGACGGGGAGGGCGAUCGUGCGUAUGACUUUUUCCACAUGAAUAGUAUCGACAAAGAUGCACGGGGCAACUACCUUACCUCGAGUCGGUAUAUGCAUGCCUUAACAUACAUCGACGGUACUACUGGCGAAGUAAUAUGGAUUCUUGGCGGGAAGAGAAACAUGUUCCGAGACUUGUCGAAUGGCACGGCGACAAACUUCGCCUACCAACACGAUGCGCGAUGGUCCGGCAACGACACCAUCACGAUCUUCGACAAUGGUGUCGAUGAUGUCCAUCGCGACAUCGCGGAUACCCGGGGUCUGAAACUGAAGAUCGACGAACAAAACAUGACUGUCGAGGUGGUGACCGAAUACUUCAACCCGCACAAGAUCCACGGUAUUUCGCAAGGGUCUUUCCAGUCAUUAUCCAACGGCAAUGUUCUCUUGGGCUACGGUAAUUCCGCAGCAUUUACGGAAUUCGCGAGCAACGGCGACGUCCUCUGCGACACGCACUUCGGGCCGGAGAGCCGAUUCGGAUCGGCGGAGGUGCAAUCAUAUCGCGUGUACAAGUACGAGUGGCACGGGUGGCCGAGGACGACUCCCUCGUCGGCGCUUCGAAUAAACAGCGCGAGGAGCUGGAACUUCUUCGUGAGCUGGAACGGCGCGACGGAAGUGUCGAAGUGGAUUCUUCAGGGGUCUAACAGUUCCAAUGCUACGGAAGAAGAAUGGAGGGAACUUAACCGAACGAAGAGGACGGGAUUCGAGACAGCAUUCGAGAUACGCAAAUCGUAUCCUUCAUUCUUGAGAGCGGUAGCUGUGCACUCGGAAGGACACAUGCUAGGUCGCAGCGAGCCGCUCGACGUACAAGCCAUAAAGGACGAGCUGCAAUACACAUACGGAUUCAACUUCACGGACGACGAGGUCUGGAUAGCGCAGAUCGCGUUGGCAUGUGGUGGAGUUUUGGGCAUAGGAGCACUUUUACGGAUGGGAAUAAUUGCAUGGAAUACCCGGCGGAAAGCCUACCAGCGAGUUUCGACUGAAGAUAGUUAA